Messenger RNA from Auanema sp. JU1783, 405 nucleotides. The record is from the annotation of a GenBank genome assembly. NCBI's taxonomy places the organism in Eukaryota, Metazoa, Nematoda, Chromadorea, Rhabditida, Rhabditidae.
AUGAAUGAUUGGGAUUCAGACGAUAUACAAUACAUACGAAGUAGUUUUAAACUUUUUUCUGAGUUGAAAUGUCUUUCCUUAAUUGACAGAGAGCAGUGUUUGAAAAUAUUCCGAUUGGCGUCUUUUUUGGAAGCGGUUUCUUUGAUUUCGUUCUCCUGUGCAUCAACUCGAGAUAUUCGGACAGAGCUAUGCGAUAAAUUGAUGACAAUCAUGAGAUGCAAACAGAUGACAAGUAAUUUUGAAAAGAAGUAUUCUCGUCAUCUAAUUUUUCUGGAAACCGUCUGUGAACGACCUCAUCGUCUGAAAAAAUUCAGAAAAAAGUCAAGCAGAUAUCUGAAGAAUUUGAGCAGCAAACUAAGAAAACGAGCUGUUCCGUUAUUGGAAAGUUUUAUAGAAAACAUGUAA